Drechmeria coniospora is the source of this 804-nucleotide messenger RNA. RefSeq names its product N-lysine methyltransferase SEE1. The coding region runs from base 1 to 804 and encodes 267 amino acids. The record is from RefSeq and is a predicted model, not a curated record. The transcript has 2 exons. Gene Ontology annotation, biological process: peptidyl-lysine monomethylation; peptidyl-lysine dimethylation. Lineage: Eukaryota; Fungi; Ascomycota; Sordariomycetes; Hypocreales; Ophiocordycipitaceae. Gene Ontology annotation, molecular function: protein-lysine N-methyltransferase activity. Gene Ontology annotation, cellular component: cytoplasm.
AUGCCAAACACUUCAAACGAGAGGCCAGGACACCUUGAGCCCUCAAAGCUUGGCACGAAAGAAUAUUGGGAUACUCUCUACACAAACGAACUCCUCAACCAUGCUGCCGACCCCUCUGACAUUGGCACAAUAUGGUUCGAUGAUUCAGAUGCCGAAGACAAAAUUGUUCAGUUCUUGUCUGAUCUCUCCGACCCCUCCUCUGCCUCAAGUACAAUACUGUCAAGAGACACAACAUCUUUCCUAGACCUUGGCUGUGGUAAUGGAUCACUCCUCUUCGCCUUGAGGGGCGACGGCUGGUCAGGACGUGCUCUAGGUGUCGAUUUCAGCCCCCGUAGCAUCGCAUUCGCGAAUCAGAUCAGCGCCUCCAAAGCACAGGGGGGCCAAUUACCUGUUCCAGUCGAAUUUUGCCAGUGGGAUAUCAUUGCUGGCCCGCUGAAUAUGGUUAUCCUUGACGGCACCGAUGCUCAAGGGUGGGAUGUCGUAUUGGACAAAGGCACGUUCGAUGCUAUCAGCCUGUCAGAAGACAAGGAUAGCCUCGGUCGGCGCUUGUGUGAGGCAUAUCCAGAGCGUAUUCUGCAGCUUGUUCGAGAUGAAGGUAUUUUCCUCGUUACAAGCUGCAACUGGACUGAGGAGGAGCUGGAAAAGUGGUUUACUUUGGAGAGGGUGUGUCCACCAAGCCAGAAAGGACCAGAGAAAGUAUCGCGGCUUGAAGUUGUAGGGAAAAUUAGGUAUCGUACCUUCAACUUUGGAGGUGCACAGGGCCAGACCAUCAGCACCUUGUGUUUGAAGAAGACGCGGCAGUGA